Molecule: messenger RNA, 7568 nt
Organism: Aureobasidium pullulans EXF-150
Lineage: Eukaryota; Fungi; Ascomycota; Dothideomycetes; Dothideales; Saccotheciaceae
Product: putative polyketide synthase
Exons: 9
Coding region: 1-7521 (2506 amino acids)
Biological process (GO): fatty acid biosynthetic process; secondary metabolite biosynthetic process
Molecular function (GO): fatty acid synthase activity; oxidoreductase activity; phosphopantetheine binding
Source: RefSeq, a predicted model, not a curated record
AUGCCUGACGAUACCCCGAUUGCAGUGAUCGGCCUGUCCUACCGUGCUCCUGGCAUUGGCAGGACUGGAAUAUGGGACUACUUGGCGCAGGCUCGAUCUGCUUGGACCGACAUACCUUCUGAUCGUUUCGAAAAGUCUGCUUAUUACAAGCCUGGAGCUGACAAGUCUGGCGUGUUCCGUGCAGAAGGCGCCCACUUCGUACCGGACGACAUCUAUGCAUUCGAUGCAGGCUUCUUCAACAUGCGCGCCGAGGAAGCACAAAACUCGGAUCCUCAACACCGCAUGAUGCUUGAGUGUGUUUUAGAGGCUGCUGAAGAUGCGGGCAAGUCUCUUCUUGAUCUUGCUGGUCAGAAGAUUGGUGUCUUUAUCGGAAGCGGUCAACAUGAGUACUCUCAACGUCUUGGUGAUGACCAAUUCUCUGCCAAAACCUUUUCAGCUACAGGUGUGGCUCCUUGCAUGGCUGCCAAUCGAGUCUCGUAUUUUCUGGACAUCGACGGACCAAGCAUCACCUUGGAUGCGGCCUGUGCAAGCAGUGUCUACGCAGCACACCAGGCUGUUUCCGCCCUGCGCAACGGCGAGUGCACCUCGGCAUUUGUCGGAUCUGCCGCUUUGAGUUUGGGUCCAGGUGGAUGGCUCGCACUCGAAAAGACUGGUGCACUCUCGGAACACGGCAGAAGUUUCUCAUACGACUCCAAAGCAUCAGGCUUUGGUCGUGGUGAGGGCGCUGCAUGCCUCUUGAUCAAACGUGUCGAGGAUGCGAUCAGGGAUGGUGAUCCCAUUCAUGCAAUCAUCCGUAAUUCCGCCUGUAACCAUGGUGGUCGAUCAGAUGGCAUCACUCUGCCCAAUGUUGAAGCUCAGAAGAGACUUUUGCGACAAGUUCAUCAGUCUGUUGGCCUGGAUCCUGCCGAGACUCCUGUUGUUGAGGGCCACGGUACUGGCACAGCUGCUGGUAACUGCGCUGACAGCAACAGCGAUCCUAUCGAAGCCAGCGCCUUUACAGCUGUUUUGGCUAAAGACAGGGGUGCAUCUAACCCGCUUUACAUUGGUUCGAUCAAGUCUAACUUUGGCCAUCUUGAGGGAGCUAGCGGGAUCCUUGGAAUGGUGAAAGCCAUCCUGAUGCUAGAGAAUGAGAUAAUUCUUCCUACCGCUGGUUUCGAAAAGAUCAAUCCUCGGAUCGUGGAUAAGGAAAAGAUCAGAGUUGCCGACGUACCUGUCCCAUGGCCAACUGGAGAAGCUAGAAGAGCCAUCGUUACAAACUUUGGAUUUGGAGGCAGCAACGCCGCAGUGAUUCUCGAGCGAGCUCCACCAAACCUCGUUGAGAAUGGUGUCAAUGGACAUGCCGCCUCUCUGGAGACUAAGAAACUCUUGGUUUUCUCUGCUCGCACUGCGAAAAGCUUGCAGGACUACUUGGCUUCGUUCGGAGACUAUCUCAGCGAAGCUCCAGACUCGCCAAAAUUGCUGAAAGAUCUUGCUUACACGCUUGGUCAACGCCGAACGCAUCACCCUCACCGUGUCGCCAUAGUUUCUGAUUCCAUAGCUGGGUUGCAGGAUCAGACAUCGACUUCCAAGGCAGUCCGAAACAAGGAUCCACUAAUCGCCUUCGCUUUCACUGGACAAGGUGCACAAUACGCUCAAAUGGUCUCUAGGCUACAGAAUUACCCGGUGUUUGCGGCAGCUAUCGAUAAAGGCGAGAGCAUCCUCGAGAGUCUAGGUGCUUCUUGGUCUCUCAAAGAAGAGCUUGCCAAGUCAAGUUCAGAUUCUCGCAUCAACGAAGCCGAGAUCAGUCAGCCUGCCUGCACUGCCAUACAACUGGCAUUGGUCAAGCUGCUCAAAGCCUGGAACAUCGCCCCGAACACAGUGGCCGGUCACUCUAGCGGAGAGAUCGCCGCGGCCUAUACCGCUGGCCUUUUGUCCUUUGAGACUGCGAUCGCCCUUGCAUUCUUUCGCGGCCAGGCAGCAGCCCGCCUAAUUGAACAACAGGUCCAGCAGCAGGCUUCGAAAGGUGCUAUGCUGGCUGUCGGUGCAGGCCUCGAACAAGCAUCUCACCUCAUCAAACGACAUGCCAAAGGCUACGCAACUGUUGCAGCCAUCAACAGCCCGCAAAGUGUGACCAUCUCUGGCGACGAGUCGGCCAUUGAGGACAUCCAUGCGGCUGCCGAGGCAGAGGGCUUGUUCAGUCGUAAGCUGAAAGUUAGUUUGGCAUAUCAUUCGCAGCAUAUGCAGGGUGUCGCCGACUUUUACCUCGACGCCAUUACGCCUUUCUGCAGGAACCCCGUCACUGAUUCCAUUGAGGCAGGCGGCGCCUCACCUAUCUUCGUGUCUUCGGUCACAGGUACUGUACACGAUGCUACCACAAUCGAUGCCUCUUACUGGGUUCAAAAUCUCGUUCAGCCGGUACUUUUCGCAGAUGCGAUGAAGACCGUUUUGACCGCGCCUGGGCAUACCGGCCGUGCUCCGAACAUCAUCGUGGAAGUUGGACCUCAUGCUGCUUUGAAGGGCCCAAUCAAACAGACCGCGGAAGCUAUGUCGACUAAGCAGGCUCAGGCCCCAUCUCUCAACUACAUCCCAUCGUUGGUGCGCGGAUCCGAAGACGUCGAAGCAAUGCUGAGUCUUGCUGGUUCUCUAUACACUUUGGGAAAUUCCGUUGACCUUGGAGAGGUCAACAGGACUCACAAGCACAACGCUAGUGUUGUCACUGACGUCCCAAAGUAUUCCUGGGACAAGUCAACAAGCUACGAGAUCAGACCUCGUGCGACCGCGGAGAAGUUGUUCCCCGGUGAGCCCUAUCAUCCACUCAUUGGAAGGAGAGUUGUCUCGGAUGGAGGCAAGGAUCGCGCCUACAGACAGGUUUUCACUCUCGACGAGAUGCCUUGGAUUCGUGAUCACAAUGUGGCGGGUGCAGUAAUCUUCCCGAUGACUGGCUACAUGUCUUGUGCCAUUGAAGCCGCAAGAAGGACAGUAAGCACCCCUGCGGCCGCGUUCCUGGUCAAAGACUUCCACGUUGUGAGAAGCAUGGAGAUCAAGGAAGAAGAGUCAGUCGAUAUGGUCACCAAGAUCAAGCCCGCUGCGACCGGAACAGGUUCCUUCUCUGCCACGGCUUGGUCUUUCGAGAUAUCCACUUGGACGCCUGCUAACGGAUGGACCAUUCAUGCCUAUGGUCAAGUCGAGCCAGAGAUUCAAGACAUGAGCUCCGAGACACCGACGCUCAAAGCUACAUUGCCCCUCAUUGACAAGACCUCAACGAUGAUUGAGCACGACAUCGCGUAUGCAUACGAGCAUGCCGGUGUCAGAGCCACACGUUACGGUCCCACGUUCCAGAACACUGUUGGGUUCUGGGAAGGCGACAACUUCACUGUCCUCGAGCAUCGCUUGCGAGAUAUGGGCACGGACUUGCACAACGCAGGGCGUUAUGGCUCUCAUGUUACGGUCGAUCCACCUACCCUCGAUGGUUUCCUUCAAGGUGGUGGGCCGCUCCAGAAGACUGAAGACGGCAGAAAACCUGCUCAAAUGCCGAACUACAUCAGCCGCUUCCGCAUCUCCAACAAGAUACCAGCCACACCCAAAGGCAGAUUUGAUAUCGUCACUAGUCUGCUACACUACGAUACCAAGGGUGGCCGUAUGCAGAUCAGCGUCGCUGCCUUUUACCGAGGUGACGAUGACGAUAGCCUGCCAAUCCCUGUCGCUGAAUGGGAAUCUGUGGCCUUCCGCUCGAUUGGUUCGGCCGAAGAAGAGAUCGACCCAGCAUCCAGUGUCCCCGAUCAUUGGGCUUGGGACUUACUACCCAAGUUUGAUAUGCUCCCCUUGGAUGAGUUGAAGAAGAGACUUUCAGUAGGCAUUCUACCUAGCACCGAACUCCAGCGUGCGCAUAACCUAGAGAGAGCUGCUGCUUAUUACAUCGAUCGCGCGCUGAGAGAGACGACUAACGGCGACCGCACGCGAUUGCCCUACCACCUCUCCCGCUUUGUGAAUUGGGCCAUCAGAGCAGUGAAGAAAUACGGUGUAACCUUCGACACGGAACCGACAGCUUUGCUUGACGAUGUCAGGAGCAAAGAUGCUCAAGGCGAGUUGCUUUGCAUUGUUGGCGAUGAGCUCGUCCGCAUUCUGCGUGGCGAAUUGGAGACGCUCGAGCUCAUGCUCAUCGACAACCGCCUCACUCGACAUUACGAGGCAGAUGUCACCAAUGGCCACCUCAGUAAGAUUCUGGGCGAUCUGGCCGACAACCUUAGUGAUCUGGAACCCAAUCUACAAAUUCUAGAGAUCGGAGCCGGAACCGGUGGUACGACACUGCCUAUACUCGAAGCCUUGACAAGGGGAAGAGACGAAGCUGCGCUGCUCAGUUAUACCUUUACCGACAUCUCUUCGGGUUUCUUCGAGAACGCUCGUGUCAAGUUGGCGAAGUGGUCUGACCGCAUCACAUACAAGAAGCUCGAUAUCGGUCAAGAUCCCUUGGCACAAGGCUUUGCGCCUGGGGAAUUCGACAUCGUGGUUGCUGCAAACGUCUUGCAUGCCACUUCCAACAUGAUGACAACCAUGACGAAUGUACGGACCCUUCUCAAGCCUCGAGGAAAGCUGUUCCUUCUGGAGGCGAAUCAGCAUCCCACUUCGGUCCUACCAUUCUCACUUCUUCCCGGGUGGUGGUAUGCCGAGGAUGACUAUCGCGAUCGCGAAGAGGGGCCGAUGUUGCCAGUCCCUGUCUGGGACCGUCUAUUGAAGGACGCAGGCUUCUCUGGUGUUGACAUCAGCAUCUCGGACCGUCCUGGGAUUGAACAGAUGAUGGGCAUUAUGUGUUCUACCAGGGUCGGCAAAGACGUGGAUCGCUCCAUGAUUGUUUCCGGGGCCUUCAUGGAAGAUGAUGAGGUGGAGUAUGCGCAGUCUGUGGCUGACACUAUCUCUGGAAAGCUUGGCCUUCCUGUUGACAUCAGGCCUAUCGCCGAGAUUGAUACCACUGAAGACCCAUACUACAUCUUCUUAGACUCUGCCAAGGACAGCCUGGUUCAAAACAUGUCCGCAGAGAAGUUUGAAUUGCAUCAGAGCCUGCUUUUGCACAACUCCGGACUGUUAUGGGUCAUGCCAGAAGAUGCAUCUCCUGAUGCCAAAUCCAUCAAGGGCAUACUCCGCACCCUGCGUCUUGAGACCGAUCCAAAGAACCUCCUGAUCAUUGAAGGUGCCCCACGCACCCAAGAAGGACUCGCUGGAAUCGCCAAGCUUACCCAAACGCUUCGCGAUCCCGAAGUCACACGCACUCAGGACCAGGACUUUGUAUGGCACAAAGGCUCAAUCCAUUUCCCUCGUAUGAGACAGUUGAAAGAGGUCAAAGAACAAUUCGCCAUCGAGCGCGGAAUUGCUUUCCGCAAGCAACUCAACCUCUGGGAGGGAGAGCGAGCUCUCGAGAUGACCAUCGAUACAGCUGGCAGUCCGGACUCCAUCUUCUUUCGCAGGAUUGAUGUCUUGCAGCAAGCUGUAAAGACUGACGAGAUCUUAAUCAAGGUCGAGGCGGCUGGCCUCAGCUCCAGAGAUCUUGAUCUGAUCCUCGGUACAAUCCCUUGGUCGACCCCUGGCUUUGACGGAGUUGGCAAGGUCGUCGCAGUGGGCAGUGAAGUCGAGGGCUUGCAGCAAGGUGAUAGCGUUGCUUUCCUCUCAGCUGAGGGAAGCGCUUUCUCGACUUACAAGAAGUUGCCAACCUCGCUUGCAUGCAAAGUCCCAUCGACUCUGGAGACGAAUGAGGCUGCAAGUCUUCCGAUGGCCUACACGAUUGCGGUAAUGGCACUACAAAUUACCGCAAGACUUAGAAGAGGUGAGACUGUGCUUGUACAUGCAGCAACCGGUGCGGUCGGUCAGGCUUGCAUCGUCUUGGCGCAGCACUUUGGCGCUCGAGUGUUCGUAACGGCUGGUAACGAAACCAAGAGAGAGUUCCUGCACAAGACGUUUGGUAUUCCCCAUGAGCAGAUCUUCUCCAGCCGCAAUGCUCAAUUCAGAGACAGCAUCCUGUGCGCCACGAACGGUAAAGGCAUCGACGUUGUUGUCAACUCCCUAAGCGGGGAGCUGAUGACAGAGACUUGGUCGUUGACUGCCAAGGGCGGCCGCUUCAUCGAGAUUGGCAAAAAGAAUGCGUUUCAGAGCCAUUUGUUAUCCAUGAAACCGUUCGACAGUAACGUGGCUUUCAGCAGCAUCGAUAUUCGAGAUCUUUACACACAACGCCCAGAGGAGGUCAAGGACAUAUUUGCAGAAGUCUCCAGGUUGAUUCGAGGCAAUGUCGCUGUACCGACCAAGUCGGUUACUGUUCUGCCCAUCUCCGAUUUCUCAUCCGGACUGCGCAAGAUCAAGUCGGGGGAAAGCAUGGGCAAGAUCAUCUUUACCUUUGGUACUCACGAUGAGGUUAUCGCAGAAAGUGACUUGCAGCCCACGCCUGUCUUGAUGAGAACCGACGCGACUUACCUGAUCACCGGUGGCACUAGAGGUAUUGGACUUGAUCUUGCGCAGCUCAUGAUCGAUCUCGGAGCUCGUAAUAUCGUUCUGCUAGGUCGCAGCGGUGGGUCUAGUCAAGAAGUUCAGAAACUCUUGCAGAAGUAUGCGCAUACCGACGUUCAUGUCGAAGCUUUCGCUUGUGAUGUCGGCUCUCCAGAGCAGUUGCAAGAUAUUGUGGACGUCAUCGGCAAGGAUCUUCCUCCCGUCAGGGGCGUUAUUCACAGCGCUCUUUUGUUGAGUGACAAACUCUUUGAGUUGGCCACCUAUGAAGAUUGGCAGAUCAUCACAGGUCCUCGAGUGCGAGGAGCAUGGAACUUGGACCAUUGUUUCCCAGAAGGCCUCGACUUCUUCAUCAAUCUUUCGUCCUUCCUGGGAGAUACUGGCAACGUUGGACAAGCCAUAUACGCAGGCACGGCGGCAUUCUAUGACGGCUUCACUCAGUACCGCAAUGCUCGUGGCCAACACACUGUAUCGAUUGCUCUGCCCGUUGUUCUCGACGUCGGGUACGUGGCGCAGAACGACUUGAGCGAGUCUCUCAAGCAGACCCUUGGUGCUACUUUGACCAUGGCUGAUAUCCGGGCUGCCGUGAAGGGUGCAAUCUUUGGAAAGAGCUCGCCGUUCCACCAUGAUGGUAAAAUCGCUGCCUUCAAGAUGUAUCUGGACGGACAAGCUGUACAGAACGGGCCCUGGAAAUACUUCCACCCUGUCCACACCAAGGAGAGACUUAUCGCCGAGGCGAGCAGAAGAAAGAAGGCCGGGGUUGAGGGAGACACGGGAUUGUCUACGGCGUCGUGGACAGCGGCGGAAGAUCCGCUUACUGGAUUGCUCGAGGCGCUUAUUUCGAAGGUAUCCGCCAUGACCAUGAUCGAGCGCGAGGACGUAAGAGGAGACGUGCCCCUUGCUUCCUACAGUCUUGACUCACUCGUUUCUGUCGAAUUGCGCAACUGGAUUCGAAGGGAGACGAGCGUCGAGCUGGCGUUGAGUGCCAUCUUGCAAGCCGAAAAUUUGCAAGCAUUGGCCGAGAACAUCUUAAUUCAAAGAGAAGCCGCAAAGUAAAGAUAGUCAAUAGUCCAGUCUGUCGACUGAUAAUUGAUGUACUGCAG